Messenger RNA from Bactrocera tryoni, 1936 nucleotides. RefSeq names its product E3 SUMO-protein ligase ZBED1-like. The transcript has 4 exons. Gene Ontology annotation, molecular function: protein dimerization activity. The coding region runs from base 480 to 1877 and encodes 465 amino acids. NCBI's taxonomy places the organism in Eukaryota, Metazoa, Arthropoda, Insecta, Diptera, Tephritidae. The record is from RefSeq and is a predicted model, not a curated record.
UUUUUCCAUCCCUAAGGCACAUAGAGGAAGACAGUCGAAUUUUAUACUUGUUGGUGGUGUUGGCGUGAGUGUGGUGGUACUUAAACAUGAACAAGUUUAUGAAAAGAACAGCAAGCGAACAGCUAAAGCCUGAUGAGGAUCAAAAGAAGAGGAGGCGAGAUGUUUCUAUAGCUUGGGAUCAUUUUAAAAGAAACAGCGAAAAAACGCAUGGGAUAUGCAAUUACUGUGGUAAGCCAAUAAUGACGUGUGGAAACACAACAAAUCUAAUGGACCACUUAAAGCAGGUUCAUGCUGAUUGGCUUAAAGUUGGGGGAACUGCGCAGAAACCAAACAUGUUAGAAAAGUUUGUUGGAAAAUCGGUUUCCUUUUAUGAAAAUGACUCGAAACGAAAACGUCUCCUAGACAGUAAGGUCAUGAACAUGAUUGCUGCCGAUGUUCAACCUUUUUCUUGUGUUUAGGAUGACAGAUUUAAAGAGCUCAUGAAAGAAAUGGACCCCCGCUACAGGUUACCUAGUAGGUCACACCUGCGCGACGAAGUGAUUCCAUCUCAAUAUGAGUCUCUUAAGAAUAAACUCCAUUCUGUACUUAACGAUAUUGAUUUUGUGGCCAUAACGACUGACUUGUGGACAUCCAAAGCAAACGAAGGUUACAUUACAGUUACGUGCCAUUUGGUUUUAAAUAGUUUUACGUUGGAGUCGGCAAUUUUAGCAACAAGGCAACUUCUUGACACUACCAAUCACAAUGCUAUUAAUAUUUCUGAAACACUAAAGGGCGUGCUUGAUGAUUGGGGUGUCACGAAUAAAGUUGUUUGUGUUGUGACUGACAAUGAUGCGGUGAUGCUAAUAGCAUGUGAGUUGUUUGAAUAUAAGCACUUGCCUUGUGUAGCGCAUACAAUCAACCUUAUUGUGCAAGAUGUCCGAUUGCCCGAUUUCGACGUAAUUCUUACAAAAUGUAUGUCGGUAGUUGGCUUUUUUAAGAGAAGCCAGAUCGCAUAUUCGAAAUUUAAGGGCGCUCAGGGGGACAAUCCGCAUUCUCUUCUGCAAGAAAUGCCAACUCGCUGGAAUAGCGCAUUCGAAAUGAUUAAGCGCAUACUGAAGACAAACGAAUUUAUUACAUUAGCUUUGGUAUCUUCUCGUGGCGCUCCAUUGCCGUUUUCAGCAGAAGAAGUGGAUAUUUUAAAUGAUAUAUCCGAGUUGCUAUCCCCCUUCGAAGAGACGACGCUUUCUGUGUCUACAAACACAAAAGUAUCAGCGUCCAUAAUUAUCCCAGUCAUAUGCGAACUGAAUCAUAAAGUAAACAAUAUUAAAGUCAACACAGAAAAAGGCAAAAACAUAUUCACGACCAUCAAGUUUAGUCUUACCAAGAGGCUCGCAAGCUAUGAAACACGCACAAUACCACGAAUUGCUACCAUACUAGAUCCCCGCUUUAAGAAACACGGAUUUUGUAAUCCCUUUAAUGCGGAAGAAGGUGUCAAAGCUGUGCAGCCUGAACUGUUUACAAAACUACCUGCAAACCCACUACACCCGCCAACAUCACCAACACAGGAACCAAGCCGAUUUUCUUUUCUACAAGUCAAAAGCCAAAACAAGGUGCACUCUUCCUGGGCAGAUGCCAUUAUCCUGAUGAGACAGCAUUUUGGAAAGGAGAACCAGCCGGAAAACUGUGACCCUCUUUCGUACUGGCAGAUUACUACAGAUGGCGACGCGUUUAAAACGUUAGCUAAAAAAUACUUCUGCGUCCCCGCAUCUUCGUGCGAAUCUGAAAGAGUUUUCAGCAAAGCUGGACAACUUAUAAGUAAGCGUCGCACGCGGCAAUCAUCGACCGUUGUCGAUAAGCUCCUCUUCUUAAACAAAAACAAACAUGUAAUUAAUAUGUAAAUAUAUAUAGUAGAGUUCGGGAUAGUAAGUAAAGAUAGUAAAGUAGGGAUAACACAAUA